CUUCCCUCUUCAUCGUCAUCGCUCCUCCUCCUCCUUCAUCUCCCCAUCUUCAUCCCCUUGCUUAUCCCGCAACAAUCCCUCCCGCUCUCUUCUGACAUACCCUUCAUCCUCCCCUCUCAGUCCUAUCUCCACCGGUGACAGCUCGUCUCGCGUUCCUUCUGUCUCCGCCAUGCCUGCCACCACGGCGGACGCCCUCUCCCUCGUUCAGCGCACCGUCACGGUCGCUCCUCUAGUCCUUCUCUCCGUCGCAGAUCACUACGGCCGCUCGGCCAAGGGUACCCGGAAACGUGUGGUUGGUGUGCUGCUAGGUGAGAACUCGGGUCAGAAUGUCCGGGUAUCGAACAGCUUUGCGGUGCCCUUCGAGGAAGAUGAGAAGGAUCCCUCUGUUUGGUUCCUAGAUCACAACUUUGUCGAGUCGAUGAGGGACAUGUUCAAGAAGAUCAAUGCUCGUGAGAAGCUGGUUGGGUGGUAUCACUCGGGCCCGAAGCUGCGGGCCUCGGAUUUGGAAAUCAACGAACUCUUCAAGCGCUACACACCGAACCCUCUGCUGGUGAUUGUGGAUGUCCAACCGAAGGAGGUUGGCGUUCCUACGGAUGCUUACUUUGCCGUGGAUGAGAUCAAGGAUGAUGGCACCACAACAUCAAAGACCUUCGUCCACACCCCGUCUAUAAUCGAAGCCGAGGAAGCAGAGGAAAUUGGAGUGGAGCACCUCCUCCGGGAUAUCAGGGAUGUCGCUGUCGGAACCCUCUCUACCCGCAUAACGUCGCAGCUUCAGUCGCUGCAGGGCCUGCACCUGCGUUUGCGCGACAUCGGCCAAUACCUGCAGAAGGUUCUUGACCACGAACUCCCCGUCAACCACGCCAUUCUGGGCAACCUCCAGGACGUCUUCAACCUCCUCCCCAACCUUACCACACCAGCCGCCACGCCGCGCAUCAGUGGCGCCCCCGAACAGCCGUCGGAGAACAGCGAACUCGCACGGGCCAUGAGCAUCAAGACCAACGAUCAAUUAAUGGCGAUCUACUUGAGUAGCUUGAUCCGCGCCAUCACCGCAUUCCACGACUUGAUCGAGAACAAGAUCCAGAACCGGCAGCAACAAGAAGAGAAUGAGCUGAAGAGGGAGCAAGAGGCCAACGCGGCCAAGACUGAGAAGGAGGCCGCGAAGAAGGCCAACAGCACCGCCAAUGGAGAGCAGAAGGAGGGUCAAGACAAGGAGAAGACCAAGAAGAGCCAGAAGGAGUAGACGGGUCAGGGACUCUAUGCGAUACGAUCAUCUAGAACAAUGCAGUCCAUCGAAUGUAUAUUACGGUAAUCUCUACGCGGCUGAUUGCGACCUCGGGGGCAUCUGCUUGUUAUAGGCCAGCAACGAUGCUGCUAUAUCUGUAUUGGUAGGAUAUAUCCUCGGAGCAGCACUUGCGUGAGGUAUUGUCGAGGAUGAACUU
Molecule: messenger RNA, 1439 nt
Organism: Aspergillus neoniger CBS 115656
Lineage: Eukaryota; Fungi; Ascomycota; Eurotiomycetes; Eurotiales; Aspergillaceae
Gene: rpn8
Product: proteasome regulatory particle lid subunit RPN8
Exons: 3
Coding region: 170-1240 (356 amino acids)
Biological process (GO): proteasome-mediated ubiquitin-dependent protein catabolic process
Cellular component (GO): proteasome regulatory particle; proteasome complex
Molecular function (GO): protein binding; metallopeptidase activity
Source: RefSeq, a predicted model, not a curated record